ACAUUAAAAAUUAAGAACUUCAUAAUGUUAGAAAAAUAUAUUUUUUACUGGGUUGCAUUAGAUGCAUGUGUUGUUACCAAUGAAUGUACAACGGUGAACAAUUAUUAAGAUGAAUCUCUUUCAUCUAAGGUGUUCAGGUAAAGCCUCAGAUGGUGGAUGUGGGGACUCAAACCGAAAGGUUUGAGCAUCGCAGAUCAACUCCACUGGCCAGUCCUGAACAAAGUGAUGAUGAAUGGUCAUUUUCUGAUAUCAUCAAUCAUUCUGGUGAUAUGUCAUGGAGUCCAGGGGAGGAGAUGUUGAGCGAGUCCUCUGAGGAGGAACCAGAAGAGCUGGAAUCUCUCACUGACCCAAAUGCUGUUGACAAGUUCAUUGUUUGCCAGAGGCAGUUGCUGUCCUUGUUCACGGUUUGCUCUGCAUGCUGCGGGGAAACCCAGGGACACAUAAUGCACCCGGAAGGAACUUUCAUAAAAGUCAAGCAGGCCUGCGGAACUUGUGGUUAUGAGCGUUACUGGCAAAACCAAGAGAAGGUGCAUCGAAACAUGCCUGCCUGCAACCUUUUACUCAGCGGUGCCAUCCACUUCUCAGGUUGCAUGGCUACUCAGACAAUCAGGAUGCUGAAGCUGUUUGGACUGCAGUGCAUAAGUCCCGGGACUUUUUUCCGCCAUCAGCGCUAUUACACUAUCCCUACCAUCGUGCAGGCCUGGAGGACUGAGCAGAGGGGGAUCAUCAGGGAGUUGAAGGAGACUGGGGGUGGAUUGAUCCUGUCUGGUGACUGCAGAUCAGAUUCUCCUGGACACUGUGCCAAAUAUGGUAGCUACUCCUUGAUUGAGGAUCGAAUUAACAAAGUUUUGGAUGUUCAGCUUGUCCAAAGCUCAGAAGUCCCAAGCAGCUCUUGGUGUGAGCUAGAGGGUCUAAAGCGGAGUAUGCAGUUCCUGAUGGACCAAGACAUGCAAGUAUCUGCUCUGAUAACAGACAGAAAUCGGCAGGUAAUGAUGCUAGGAGAGAUCUAAAGCUGAACAGCAUUGACAGGCACAGUAUCACUCAAAAUAAAUUCUACAUUCUAUAAAAUCAAUUUGUGU
Messenger RNA from Carassius auratus (goldfish), 1079 nucleotides. RefSeq lists its product as uncharacterized. The record is from RefSeq and is a predicted model, not a curated record. NCBI's taxonomy places the organism in Eukaryota, Metazoa, Chordata, Actinopteri, Cypriniformes, Cyprinidae. Bases 150 to 1010 code for a protein of 286 amino acids. The transcript has 5 exons.